UCUUGGUGCCAACUCCCUGACGUGAGUUUUUGUCCCAGUGAAGGCAGGGUGGCUGCUGCAACGAGUGGGAAUGUGCCUGACAAGAUGAAGAGCCGAAUCCCCGUGGUGCUCCUGGCCUGUGGCUCCUUCAACCCCAUCACCAACAUGCACCUGCGCUUGUUUGAGGUGGCCAGAGACCACCUUCACCAAACAGGCAGGUACCAAGUGAUCGGAGGUAUCAUCUCUCCUGUCAAUGACAACUACGGAAAGAAGGACCUCGUGGCUGCCCGGCACCGGGUGGCCAUGGCCCGGCUGGCCCUGCAGACGUCCGACUGGAUCCAGGUGGACCCCUGGGAGAGUGAACAGGUGCAGUGGACGGAGACAGUCAAGGUGCUGAGGCAUCAUCACAGCAAACUGCUCAGAUCUCUGUCCCGGAAGGAAGGCCCGGACCAAGGCAAAGUUGACUCUCCAGCCCCCGCAGCUGUGCCUGAGCUGAAGCUCCUUUGCGGGGCAGAUGUCCUGAAGACCUUCCAGACCCCCAACCUCUGGAAAGACACACACAUCCAGGAAAUAGUGGAGAAGUUCGGCUUGGUGUGCGUGGACCGGGCAGGGCACGACCCGAAGGGGUACAUCCUGGGCUCGCCCAUCCUGCAAAGGUACCAGGACAACAUCCACCUGGCCAGGGAACCAGUGCAGAACGAGAUCAGUGCCACAUACAUCAGGCGGGCCCUGGGCCAAGGGCAGAGCGUGAAGUACCUGCUCCCCGAUGCCGUCAUCGCCUACAUCAAGGAGCACGACCUCUACGCCAGCCUCGGAGAGGAAUGAAGGUUAGCCGAGCUGGGGAGGGCCAGCUCCUCCUCCACUGAUCUCAUCCUGAGGACAGGGUGCUUACAGUCUUUGUUUUCCAGAGUUUUUCCAUUUUUCAUUUGGUUUGUUUUAACAAUGAUUUUGUUUGUGAGGCAUCUUCUGUCCCAGGAAGAGAUACCUUCUUCGGGGAGGAGCAAAUGUUUGCAUCACAAGGAUGGACAUCUAUCACACAAGUUAAAGUGGUGUGGCAGGUCAUUAGGUUUAGACAAAAGCUCUCAGAACCUCUGGAUGAAGAGGCCUUCUUAUUUUGUAAAUGGUAGUUAUGGCUGCACACUGAAGGGAGUUCUGCACAUGGCAGGGGGCCCCUGAGGGUCAGAUCAGAAUUGCCCACAAAGCGUUUUUUAACUAGGACCAGGUGCAGCUUGCCGGUCUUGAUUGGAGAGACUUGACAGGAUGCUAAUUACCAAACAGUGGGCUUUGUCAGUGCCUUGUUUCCACAAAGUAAUGCUCAUGGAGGAGUCCAAAAUUUGGAAGCAACACUUUGCUGAUUGACAUUGAAUCUUCCUUUACAAACCGUAGUCUGCCUACCUACUGGCCAUUGAUAAAAUUUAAACUAAAAUCUUUCUAGGUAGUGAUCCUCAAACAAUAUUUUUGAUACAAUACAUACAUAUAUACAUAUAUAUAUAUUUUUAAACACCGCUAUUCUAUAAAUGCCAGGGCUCCUGAUUUCCAGGUUUCUAAAAAAGAACAGAGGUAAAACAGAUGCCUUGACUGUUCUAGAAGAUCUUUUUGAAUGUUUUAUGACUGCCUGCCUGUUUGAAUAUUGGCGAAGGGAUAAAUAAUAAAUUGACAUCAA
Molecule: messenger RNA, 1642 nt
Organism: Physeter macrocephalus (sperm whale)
Lineage: Eukaryota; Metazoa; Chordata; Mammalia; Artiodactyla; Physeteridae
Gene: NMNAT3
Product: nicotinamide nucleotide adenylyltransferase 3
Exons: 4
Coding region: 85-804 (239 amino acids)
Biological process (GO): NAD+ biosynthetic process
Cellular component (GO): mitochondrion
Molecular function (GO): nicotinamide-nucleotide adenylyltransferase activity; nicotinate-nucleotide adenylyltransferase activity
Source: RefSeq, a predicted model, not a curated record